CCCUCCUGCCCUGCAGAGACUGACUGCCAUGGGGAGCUGCCGCGCGUGGGCACUGCCGGAGCUGCUGGUGCUGAGCGUGUGGCUGUGGGUGAGCAGUGCCAGCCCCACGCACCCACCCAGCCCCGCGCUGAGGGUGCGCCUGGCUGGGUACCCACGCAAGCACAACGAGGGCCGUGUGGAGCUCUUCUACAACGACGAGUGGGGAACCAUCUGCGAUGAUGACUUCACUCUGGCCAAUGCGCACGUGCUGUGCCGGCACCUCGGCUUCGUGGCUGCCACCGGCUGGGCCCACAGCGCCAAGUACGGCAAAGGAGUCGGGCGGAUCUGGCUGGACAAUGUGAACUGUGCCGGAGGCGAGAAGAGCAUCGGGGACUGCAAACACCGGGGCUGGGGCAACAGCGACUGCAGCCAUGAGGAAGACGCAGGGGUCAUCUGCAAGGACGAGCGCAUCCCAGGCUUCAAGGACUCUAAUGUCAUCGAGACGGAGCCGAGCCACGUGGAGGAGGUCCGGCUGCGGGCAGUGGGGGCCGGCGCCCGGCGGCAGCUCCCGGUGACAGAGGGCAUCGUGGAGGUGCGGUACAAGGACGGCUGGGCACAGAUCUGUGAUGAGGGCUGGAGCAGCCACAACAGCCGCGUUGUCUGCGGCAUGCUGGGCUUCCCUGCCGAGAAGAAGGUCAACAAGAACUUCUACAAGCUGGCCUCCAAAUCUCAGCCUAAACAAAAGCGCAGGGAGGACGUAGGGUCCAAGAAGAGGCUCCUGGCCGAGCGGCAGCAGCUCCGCUACCGGCUGCACUCGGUGUCGUGCGCGGGGACCGAGGGGCACCUCUCCAUGUGCGCCUUCCAGUUCUACCGCGGCAACGUGUCCGCCGCCUGCAGCGGGGGCAGCGCCGCCGUCGUCAGCUGCGUGCCCGGGCCGCUAUUCGCCACCGGCAGCGCACACAAGAAGAAGCAGCGGCAGCAGCGGCAGCAGCAGGGCCAGCCACGGAUCCGGCUGAAGGGGGGUGCAAAGGUCGGGGAGGGCCGCGUCGAGGUGCUCAAGGGCAGUGAGUGGGGCACGAUCUGUGACGACCGCUGGAACCUGCUGUCAGCCAGUGUGGUGUGCCGCGAGCUGGGCUUCGGCAGCGCCAAGGAGGCCCUCACCGGGGCGCGCAUGGGCCAAGGGACGGGGCCCAUCCACAUGAAUGAGGUGCAGUGCCUGGGCACCGAGAAGUCCCUCUGGAGCUGCUCCUUCAAGAACAUCACGCAGGAGGACUGCAAGCACACGGAGGAUGUGGCUGUCCGCUGCAAUGUCCCCUACAUGGGCUACGAGACCCUGAUUCGGCUGAGCGGGGGCCGAAGCCGCUUUGAGGGGAGGGUGGAGGUGGCCGUGGGGGCUGGCGCCGGGGAGCAGCCGCGCUGGGGGCUGGUCUGCAGCGAAGGCUGGGGUACGCUGGAGGCGAUGGUGGCCUGUCGCCAGCUGGGCCUGGGAUUCGCUAACCACGGCUUACAAGAGACCUGGUACUGGGAUGCCAGCAACGUGACGGAGAUGGUGCUGAGCGGGGUGAAGUGCACCGGCCACGAGAUGUCCCUGAGCCACUGCCAGCACCACGGCUCCAGCCUCAACUGCAGGAACACGGGCACACGCUACGCUGCUGGUGUCAUCUGCUCCGAGACCGCCUCGGACCUGCUGCUGCACGCGCCGCUGGUGCAGGAGACGGCGUACAUCGAGGACCGGCCGCUGCACAUGCUGUACUGUGCUGCCGAGGAGAGCUGCCUCUCCAGCUCCGCUCGCCUCGCCAACUGGCCCUAUGGGCACCGCCGCCUGCUCCGCUUCUCCUCCCAGAUCCACAACAACGGCCGCGCCGACUUCCGCCCCAAGGCCGGGCGGCACUCCUGGGUCUGGCACGAGUGCCACCGGCACUACCACAGCAUGGACAUCUUCACCCACUACGACAUCCUCACCCCCAAUGGCACCAAGGUGGCGGAGGGGCACAAAGCCAGCUUCUGCCUCGAGGACACCGAGUGCGAGGAAGACGUGGCCAAGCGGUACGAGUGUGCCAACUUCGGGGAGCAGGGCAUCACGGUGGGCUGCUGGGACCUGUACCGGCACGACAUCGACUGCCAGUGGAUCGACAUCACUGAUGUCAAACCGGGCAACUACAUCCUGCAGGUCGUGAUCAACCCCAACUUCGAAGUGGCAGAGAGCGACUUCACCAACAAUGCCAUGAAAUGCAACUGCAAGUACGACGGGCACCGCAUCUGGGUGCACAGCUGCCACAUCGGUGAUGCACUCAGCGAGGAGGCCAACAGGCGCUUCGAGCAGUACCCAGGGCAGCUCAACAACCAGAUCUCAUAGUGCCCAGCACGGGAGGCACCAGGAGGAGCCCCGGGGGGGGCAUCUCCCACCCUCACCCUCCACAGGGGGAGAUGCUGCUGGGGCCUCAGGGACUCAGCCCAGCACCGCAGCCACCGGGCACCGUGAGGCUGCCGGGACCCACAGGCACCCACCUGGCACUGCAGCCACCACCCAACCACUGCCCAGAGACUGUGCCCACAUCCUCUGGGCCGCGGCACAUGGGCACAGAGGUCCCGAACCACACCGUGCCCCCCCCCCCCCAGCUCCCGGUCACUGCAGCUGCACCUCCCUGCUCCCCAACGGGCCUGGUUCGUCCCCAGGACCCAGCAGGGACCUGCAGCCCCCCCGGUGUGGCUGCCCCUGCCCCAUGGCCGCAGCGGUUCCCACACCCCUCUUAGAUGUAACUUUAUUUUCUCUAUAAAGGUAUCAGUUGUUCCCAGUG
Messenger RNA from Melopsittacus undulatus (budgerigar), 2777 nucleotides. It is a transcript of the gene LOXL3, whose product is annotated as lysyl oxidase like 3. NCBI's taxonomy places the organism in Eukaryota, Metazoa, Chordata, Aves, Psittaciformes, Psittaculidae. Bases 29 to 2335 code for a protein of 768 amino acids. Gene Ontology annotation, molecular function: protein-lysine 6-oxidase activity; copper ion binding. Gene Ontology annotation, cellular component: membrane. The record is from RefSeq and is a predicted model, not a curated record. The transcript is spliced from 14 exons. Gene Ontology annotation, biological process: collagen fibril organization; inflammatory response; peptidyl-lysine oxidation.